Mustela lutreola (European mink) is the source of this 570-nucleotide messenger RNA. It is a transcript of the gene NDUFA13, whose product is annotated as NADH:ubiquinone oxidoreductase subunit A13. Lineage: Eukaryota; Metazoa; Chordata; Mammalia; Carnivora; Mustelidae. The record is from RefSeq and is a predicted model, not a curated record. The transcript is spliced from 5 exons. The coding region runs from base 61 to 495 and encodes 144 amino acids.
CAUGGCGACGGCCUCCGGACGUAACUUCCGCCCGCGGCCGGAAGUUGGGGUCCUGUGAGCAUGGCAGCAUCGAAGGUGAAACAGGACAUGCCCCCUCCGGGGGGCUAUGGCCCCAUCGACUACAAGCGGAACCUUCCGCGUCGGGGACUGUCGGGCUAUAGCAUGUUCGCUGUGGGCAUCGGGACCUUGCUGUUCGGGUACUGGAGCAUGAUGAGGUGGAACCGCGAGCGCAGGCGCUUGCAGAUUGAGGACUUCGAGGCCCGCAUCGCGCUGAUGCCACUGUUGCAGGCAGAGAAGGACCGGAGGGUCCUGCAGAUGCUUCGAGAGAACCUGGAGGAGGAGGCCAUCAUCAUGAAGGAUGUGCCCGACUGGAAGGUGGGUGAGUCUGUGUUCCAUACAACGCGCUGGGUGACUCCCGUGAUGGGCGAGCUGUAUGGGCUGCGUACAAAUGAGGAGAUUGUUGACGCGGCCUAUGGCUUCAUUUGGUACACGUAGGGGGCCGCUCCCCUUGGACCCCUUGGACCCCAGCACCCUCCCCACUGGAAAGAAUAAAUGCUCUGGAGACCUGCC